AUGCUGCUCAAUCCAUCACAUAAAGUGACAUUCAGUGGUUUACCUCCAGACGUGCUCGAUGCAUACGUUCGGUACAAGAAGGGAACGAGAGCUCUCGUCGCCUGGUUCGUUCGGUAUAGCUCUACUCCGAACAGACGUGUCAAGAGUUUGCCAAUCAAGGAAUUGGCUACAUUGGCCCAAACAGUCGCAAAUAGCACUAAAUCUCUACCCGACAUAAUUCACUUCCAUUUUCGAGAAACGAUCGCGGCAAGGAAGAGGCUCAGCAAGCAUUUUCGUGGUCACGUUGACGAUGGUGACGAGGAUGUAGAUACGAUCAAUCAUGAACACUUCACAAGCAGGUCAUUCAGUUCUCCGUCAUAUGGAAUGAUCAUUGCUGAUAGUUUCAAAAGUCUUGCUCAGAUCUACGCCGAUCUCUGUGUUUGCUGUGGCAAAUCGAAUCAUCAGAUCAAAUCGAACAAAGUGUCUCGAAAAUCGGCCCUCUCCACAAACGGACUUGUAAAUCACUACAAUAAUCUAGUUGUUGAGGAUGUCGAAGAUUGCGACACGGAAGAGAGGCUCCUGCCAUCAGAAUGUGCCGAAUGUUCUAUCAGUGCACCACCACCGUGUGACAAUAUCUUGGAAAUCAGUUUUGCGGAAGAUCAAUUGGGUGCAGCGCUUGAGAUCACUGCCGCCGUACAGCGAGCCCAAGAGAUAUCCAAUUCAGCUGAAGAAUGCUGGAAACUUGCCGGUGAAGGUCAAAUCUCGCCGGUGACUGCUGCGUUCAUAAACAACGUGGCGUUCGCUCAAGUUCGUCGAGUUGGGGUAGAGUUGUUAGAAUAUGAUGAAAAAUUGACAGUGAAGGGAUUGCAUAGAAUAUGUUGUUCAUUCGAUCGUCAGAAUGGCCAGACCCCGAAACAUUCGUUACUAAACCAGUUGCAGGAAACGGAGCGGGUUCUAGAUCAUUACAAAGAUGGUCAUCAAAUUUCUCGAGUUCGAUCUUGUCCAUCGUGUGUUCAGAAGCCAACCGACUAUCUUCAAGCUCCAGAAGUUGAAGAGGGCAAGAGUCCCUCCCACUUUGUGACUGCCAUUGUCGAUAAUAUCAUCCAUCUAGUCACGGAGAGGGUCGCUCCGACCAGUAUUGUUCGGAACGGCACUCCAGUGUAUGCUGAUGUCGGAUAUCUCAUAACCCACAGUAACGACAACAAUCAAACAUGGUCGCCCGUCCUUGGACUGCAUUUACUCAGUCAAGGGUAUAAGACCUACAUGCAUGCGAUUCCGCAGCCAAACUUGGUCUCAAGCUGCCGAAUCAAUGCUCUCCGACUCGCCCAACAAGCACACUCUCAAGUCCUCACAAUCCUAGAUGACAAGGACUGCUUCCCAUGUCGUUGCACACAAACUCUCGCGUACCAUUUGCAGAAUCUGUGCGAUGAUGUACAAAACUUCGCGAAGCACAAACGUUGGGAUCUAUACUUCCAAUCGCCGUGGGUGGCGGGCAAUCACAUUCUGGAAAUCCUUGACCUCUGUCACUACUACGGGAUGCGACUAUUCAGCUAUCGCCAUUACGUUGGUGCGGUUCUACAUUCUUACAACGUUCUGAAAACCCUUGCGGGGUUGGAGCCAAUUCCCAUCCUGGAAAGUAUUUCUGACCAAUUCCGGGACGUCUUUUUCCCUGGAGGCAAUUGCCCGAAAAGCAGCUUUCGUGCAUGCUGGGGUAGAUAUGUCGGAGCACGAGUAAAGUUCAAGAAGGGUCACAGAAGUAGGAAUAGUAGGGACAGUUGGUGCAUGGCUGUACCUGCACAUGCGGCUCGACGUGCAGCCGGUCUUGGACCAAAGGAUGAUAUUCAUCAACUGAAGGCCGCGGGUCUGGUGUUCAAGAUCAAACAACAGGACUAUCACGUUGAUGAUGACGACUGGCAACUUGUGGCCAAGUUAUUGAAUCCUAGACAAAUCCAGGAUACCAAGAGUCAAACACGACGUUCUUCCUCGGUGGUAGAACUAUCAACUCGUCAAGGACAACUACUCGACCUAGCUCAAGCGAUCGAGCGAUCAUUCACACAGACCGAAACCGAGCCCGAGUUCGAGUCCACUUCCGAGCCUGAAGGCCAGUCUACUCUUCUACCUCUGGCACGCCUAAAUCUCCUCGCAAUUUUCCAAAGCUGCGUGCGCGUCGUGAGCACACUAUCCGAGGAGACACAUACAGGUGUGGACGAAAAAGGCAUCAAUUGCAUCUGCUUCGCUAGCGCGAUCCUGACGGGUGCAGAUCGGAUCGUCGACGGGAGACGACUGGGGCGGGCGGAAGCAUGGAAAAAAGACGAGAGGGAGUGUAUUGCUCAGGCAAGCAAGGCGAUCAAAGAUGUCUUUGGGAAAGUCAAUGACGAUGGCGGGGUGGGUCGAUGGCUGUGGGAAUUCUAA
This is a messenger RNA of Exophiala bonariae, 2391 nucleotides long. RefSeq lists its product as uncharacterized. The transcript has 2 exons. NCBI's taxonomy places the organism in Eukaryota, Fungi, Ascomycota, Eurotiomycetes, Chaetothyriales, Herpotrichiellaceae. Bases 1 to 2391 code for a protein of 796 amino acids. The record is from RefSeq and is a predicted model, not a curated record.